Molecule: messenger RNA, 2565 nt
Organism: Equus quagga
Lineage: Eukaryota; Metazoa; Chordata; Mammalia; Perissodactyla; Equidae
Gene: AKAP3
Product: A-kinase anchoring protein 3
Exons: 3
Coding region: 1-2565 (854 amino acids)
Biological process (GO): intracellular protein localization
Cellular component (GO): cytoplasm; sperm principal piece
Molecular function (GO): protein kinase A binding
Source: RefSeq, a predicted model, not a curated record
AUGUCAGAUAGGGUUGACUGGUUACAAAGCCAAAAUGGAGUAUGCAAAGUUGAUGUCUAUUCACCUGGAGAUAGCCAACCUCAAGACUGGAGAUUGGAUGCGUCAACUGAUCCUGUAAGAGUGCUCAGCUGGCUCCGCAGAGACCUGGAAAGAAGUACAGCAGGGUUCCAAGAUGCUAGGUUCAAGGCUGGAGAAUCAUCACUUGGUGGGGAAAUGACCAUCUCAGGAGACCCACGCAAGGGUUUCUUUGUGGACUAUUAUAACACCACCAACAAGGGCAGUCCAGGGAGAUUGCAUUUUGAGAUGACUCACAGAGACAACGCUUCCCAGGGUCCCAGUGCCCAAACUGGUAAUACGAGUUCAGUAGAUGAAGUUUCCUUCUAUGCUAACCGCCUCACAAAUCUAGUCAUAGCCAUGGCCCGCAAGGAGAUCAAUGAGACGAUCGAUGGCUCUGAAAACAAGUGCAUCCAUCAGUCUUUGUACAUGGGGGAUGACCCCACACCCAACAAAAGCCUGAGUACAGUGGCAUCAGAGCUGGUGAAUAAGACCGUCGCUGCAUGUUCCAAGAAUGGUACCUCAGAUAGAGUUCCUGGCUCUGGUGACAGAGCCUCAGGAUUGUUACAGAGUUCCCCAAAUUUGAAAUACAAGACCACUUUGAAGAUUAAAGAGAGCUCCAAGGAAAGCAAGGGUCCAGAUGACAAGCCUGCUUCUAAGAAGUCUUUCUUCUAUAAGGAAGUGUUUGAAUCUCGUAAUGAGGGUGAUACUAAAGAGGGUGGAAGGUCUUUACCAGCGGAGAGAAAGAUGUUCAGAGGGCAAGAAAGGCCUGAUGACUUUACAGCUUCUGUUAGUCAAGGGAUCAUGACCUAUGCUAACAGUGUGGUAUCUGACAUGAUGGUCUCUAUCAUGAAGACACUGAGGAUCCAAGUCAAGGACACAACCAUCAUCACUAUCCUGCUAAAGAAGGUACUAAUCAAGCAUGCGAAAAAGGUGGUCUCAGAUCUCAUUGACUCCUUCAUGAAGAACCUCCACAGUGUCACAGGGACCCUCAUGACUGACUCAGACUUUGUAUCAGCUGUGAAAAGAAGUCUCUUCUCUCAGGGUAGCCAGAAGGCCACAGAUAUCAUGGAUGCCAUGCUGGGUAAGCUAUACACUGUGAUAUUUACCAAGAGACCUCCUGAGAAUAUCAGGAAAACCAAGGACAAGGCUGAGAGUUUUUCCCUUGUCUCCAUGAAAGGAAUGGGUGACCCUAAAAACAGAAAUGUAAAUUUUGCAACAAUGAAAUCUGAAGGUAAAUUGAGAGAAAAAAUGUUCUGUCCUGCAUCCAAACCAGAGGACGAGAAGACUUGUGCCAAAACUCUGGGAGAACACCUUAUCAAAGAGGGACUGACCUUGUGGCAUAAAAAUCAGCAAAGAGAAGGAAAAUUUCCAAGUUUACAGCAAGCAACAUUUGCAGCUCCCAACGAACAGUGUCAGCCUACACCAGAGAGUCUCCUGGGAUAUCCUCUGGAUACUUGCAACUUCAUCCCCCCUAUGCAUGACCCAGAGAAACUUGAGAAUUUUAUGUGCGAUUCAGGCUCCUGGGCCAAGGACCUGCUCAUAUCUGCCUUACUUCUGAUUCAAUACCACCUGGCUCAGGGAGGAAGCAUGGAUCCGCAGAGCUUCCUCGAAGCUGCUGGCAGCACCAAUUUUCCCAUCAACAAGUCCCCUGAAGUUUCUGAUGAGCCCAGAAUCCACUUGGGAGGUGACCAAGAAGAAGCAGAAAAGAAGGAUCUAAAGAGCGUUUUCUUCAACUUUAUCCGGAAUUUACUUAGUGAGACCAUUUUCAAGAGUGACCAUAGCUCUGAAGUCAAGGUGCCAGAACAGCCAAUUAGGGAAGGAGAUGGCCGCCAGUGUGAAAGACCUGUAACACCUUCUUCCAUCAAAUUAAGUGAAGACGAUGAGGCUGGUGGUCCCUUUGCUGGCUUGACCAAGAUGGUUGUCAACCAACUAGAUGGUCACAUGAAUGGGCAGAUGAUAGAACAUCUGACGGACUCAGUGAUGAAGUUGUGUCUCAUUAUUGCCAAGUCCUGUGACUCUCCCUUGGCAGAGCUGGGAGACGAUAAGUCUGGGGAUGCCAGCAAGCCAACUUCAGCCCUCCCAGAUAGUUUAUAUGCGUGUUUACCAGCCAAGGGCACAGAGACAGCAGAGGCUCUUGUACAGAAUGCCUAUCAAGCUAUCCAUAAUGAAUUGAGAGGAUCAGGACAGCCCCCUGAAGAAUGUGCAGCACCCAAAGUCAUUGUCAGCAAUCAUAACCUAACUGACACGGUUCAGAACAAGCAACUCCAAGCCGUACUUCAAUGGGUAGCUGCCUCUGAGCUCAAUGUCCCUAUUUUGUACUUUGCUGGUGAUGAUGAAGGAAUCCAGGAGAAGCUACUCCAGCUUUCGGCUGCCGCCGUGGACAAAGGACGCAGCGUAGGUGAGGUUCUGCAGUCAGUCCUGCGCUACGAAAAGGAGCGACAGCUGGAUGAGGCGGUGGGAAAUGUUACACGGCUGCAGCUGCUGGACUGGCUGAUGGUGAACCUGUGA